AUGUGCAAGGCGUGGCUUGAUAACAGCGCGGAAGACUGCACCGGCUGCCGGGCGCUCCAGGGCGACGCCGAGGCAUUCGCGGACCUCAUCCUUCCAGAGGGCUAUUGGCGGGAUGUUCUGGCUUUCACGCGUGACUUUCGCACUAUCGAAGCUACGUCCGUCGCCGAGGUUGCCAAGGCCGUACUCCCGAAGAAUAAGGCGAAGGCGUUUGUCUUGUCCACCACUACGCCACCUGCGCUCGAGAGCCCAUUCCCCGACGUCACCUGGCUCCGCCUUCAUUUCAACUUCGAGACGGCCCUCGGCAAAUGUACUGGUAUCGCUCGGAUUGUGAAGGCCGGGGACUCAUGGCGGGCCUACACGGUUUAUACGCUGCUGGAGGAGAUCCACGGAUGGCCGCAGGCUGUGGGCCGCAACCGGCCGUACGGGAAGCACAACGACCGCGAGCCGCAUGCUGUGCGUCGCGCGCGUGAGACUGAGUUCAAGGACAAGGACCCCGACGUUCUCAUCAUUGGUGGUGGACAUAACGGCCUCGGGUGCUCGGCCGUUCUGCGCUCGUUUGGCGUCACCUCGCUCGUGGUCGACCGCUUUGAGAAUGUGGGAGACAACUGGGCUAAACGAUAUGCCAGCCUGUCGCUGCACGACCCCGUGUGGACCGACCACAUGCCGCUAAUGGAGUAUCCGCCUAACUGGCCCGUGUUCAUGCAGGCCGGCAAGCUGGCGACGUGGCUGCAAGCUUACGCCGAGGCGCAGGAGGUCAACAUCUGGCUGCAGAGCACUGUAGACCCAGCCAAGACGCGGUUUAACUCCGCCACACAGCAGUGGGAGCUGACGAUCCUGCGCAACGUGGACGGCAAGAUCGUGCCCCGCGACGUCAAGGUUAGCCACGUGAUCAUGGCGACAGGCUUAGGCGGCGGCAAGCCGAAGUUUCCGCCAGCGUUCCCCGGCCAGGCGGAAUGGCCGGGCACGGUUGUGCACUCGUCGCAGCACAAAGGUGGCAAGGAGUGGCAUGGCAAGCGCGCACUCGUAGUCGGCGCAUGUACGUCGGGGCACGACAUCAGUGUCGAUCUCGUCAAUAACGGCGUCGACACGACCAUGCUCCAGCGAUCGCCCACGUUCAUUAUGAGCAUCGACAAGGGCCUUCCACUCCUCGACUCGGGGCUGUUCACCGAGGCCAACCUCGAGAACAUGUCCGUCGAGACGGCCGACCGCAUCGCCGACUCGAUGCCGAAGCAGGUGGCCAAGCUGUUCCACCAACGCAUUGUAAAGCAUCUCGCCGUCGAGGACAAGGAGAUCCUCGACGGCCUCAAGGCCGCGGGCUUCAAGACGUACCCAGGCCCGGAGGGCUCCGGGUGGCUCUUCCUUGCGUACGAGCGCGCGGGCGGAUACUACUUCACCGCCGGCGAGGGCUCGGGAUCGGACAUGAUCGCCAAGGGCAAGAUCAAGGUCAAGGGCGGUGAGAUCCGCACGUUCAACGGUGAUGGAAGCAUCACGUUCACGGAUGGCGACAAGCAGAAGUUCGAUCUCGUCAUUUUUGCGACGGGGUACACGGGCUUCCCUGACACCGUGCGCGAGACGCUCGGUCCCGCUGCGGUCGACAAGCUCGGCAAGAUCUGGGGUCUUGACCAGGAGCUGGAAGUGAACGGUGUUGCGCGCGAUGCUGGACUUCCGCGCGUCUUCUUUACAGUUGGCAACUUUAUGAUGUCGCGCUGGUUCUCCCGGCGCAUCGCGCUGCAGGUUAUUGCUCAGCGGGAGGGCAAGUGGGAUUAGCCGAGCCGGUUAUGAAGGAAUGUGGC
Messenger RNA from Cutaneotrichosporon oleaginosum, 1793 nucleotides. RefSeq lists its product as uncharacterized. Gene Ontology annotation, molecular function: N,N-dimethylaniline monooxygenase activity; NADP binding; flavin adenine dinucleotide binding. The record is from RefSeq and is a predicted model, not a curated record. Lineage: Eukaryota; Fungi; Basidiomycota; Tremellomycetes; Trichosporonales; Trichosporonaceae.